Bathycoccus prasinos is the source of this 633-nucleotide messenger RNA. RefSeq lists its product with no specific name. Bases 1 to 633 code for a protein of 210 amino acids. The record is from RefSeq and is a predicted model, not a curated record. NCBI's taxonomy places the organism in Eukaryota, Viridiplantae, Chlorophyta, Mamiellophyceae, Mamiellales, Bathycoccaceae. The transcript has a single exon.
AUGACGAGUUCGUUCGCGAAAUCGAAGCGCGCGCUUCUACUUUUGCUGGUAUAUUCCGCCUUUAUCUUUUCCGCCUCUUCUUCUUCGUCUUCGUCUUCUUCUGUUCGACUCUCGACCGCAACAUCCCGGGAAGGAAUGUUCGGAAAAACGUUCAAGUGGGAAACUUGCGAAGACGAUGCAAAAAAAGACGACGACAUCGAAGAUAAAGAAGGAAAAGACAUCGACUUAACCUCGGUCGCGUUAAACCCAGACCCGGUGAGAACCGGCGGCACCGCAAAGUUUAUUCUCAGAGGGAACGUAAUGGCAGAUUCCAUUCCGACGACGUCCGUGAUUGACGUGCAGAUUUUGUACCAAGGCGUGCCUUUGUACACGGAUACCUUGUCCUUGUGCGAAACGAUACGCGCGGACGAAACAGAUCCUUCGCAGCCGACGAAGUGUCCGAUAGAGAGAAAAACGAAUGAUGAUGAUGCGAAUGCGACGACAGUGGUGACAAUGGAGUACGACGCGGCGGUUCCGGAGUUAGCGCCGAGCGGCGAGUUUGAAGCGCGGUUGGUCGGGAAGAGGACGGAAGCGGCGACGAGAGGGGAGGUGUUUUGCGUGAAGGCGACGUUAAGAGUGAAAGGUCCGUUUUGA